Molecule: messenger RNA, 3871 nt
Organism: Eriocheir sinensis (Chinese mitten crab)
Lineage: Eukaryota; Metazoa; Arthropoda; Malacostraca; Decapoda; Varunidae
Exons: 9
Coding region: 289-2478 (729 amino acids)
Source: RefSeq, a predicted model, not a curated record
CUUUUCUUUUUUAAUUUCUCUUUUCUGCCCUUUUGUUUGUCUCCUCCAAGCUGGGUGCGCCGAGGCCGAACACGCCGCGCCGCCUCGGCCUCGGCGCGUGUUUACAUUCUUGUGUCGUCAUGGCGCCGCGCUGGCCACGGCGAGCCCCUGCCGCCCAGCCACGGGCCUGCACCGCCGAGCCACGGGGGCAUGACUGCUCUUACACCAACCCCACUCCAAUUGCUGACACUUCUGUAAAAAUGUAGCUGUGGUUAGUUGUGCAAUGUUGGCCUGAGCAUCUAGUGAACAAUGAUAACUCAAGAUGAGGAAGACCUGGAGGAGGAGCUACAAGGCCUUGACAUCCGAGAAGACCAUGGAGCUGAGGAUAGUGAUGUCACACCAGUCAACACACCUCCAUGCACACCACCCAUCCCAUACAUCAAGAAAUAUCCCCCCAUCAAGUCCCUGGAAGAGAGGCGCAGAGAGCCAGAAAGGCACUCAAGAUUGGAUGACUUUGAGAGCAGAAGUGAAUCUUCACUGUCCUGGGGAGAUGAUGAGUUUGAGGGUGAAGCCACAAGACAAGUUGGAGCCUUAUUUGAUCAGCUUGAUUCUCUACUUUACAAUGAAGAAAGCCCUCUGUCUCCCUUACCAUACUCAUGUCUAACUGAUUAUGGCUCAGAUUCCCCAGUUUUUACCAAGAACUUUUUUCACCCUCAGAAGGUAGAUGGAGACACCGAGGAAUUGUCCUCAGAAAAUGCUUUCCAUGACCUUUCAAGAUUUACUAGUGGUUCAGAAAGUUCUAUGAAUCCAAGUGAUCAACUUCUUGAUGUAGAUGAAUCUCCUGAUACUUUUUAUGACAGUGGUAGAUUAAUCACAUGCAGAACCCCUGCAAGUAGCCCACCUUCUCUAGAGCUGCAGGAAGAAUGCUUCGAUUGGGUUCACCAGUUUCCUCACUUCAGGGCCAGAGGAUACCAACUUUCUUCUGGUAUGAUGAACCUUCUAGACCAUUGUCUAGACACAACAGAUUUAUCUGAAGAUGGAGAAGUUGCUGAUGGUGAAGAAGAGAUAAUUGCUCAAGAUGGUGAUUUCUAUCACUUGCUCCCCCUUGUAACCUGCAAUAGUGCCAACCAGACAAAGGAAAAACCCAACCCAAAGCGGGAAACCAGCAGUAGCAGAGUCUGUAGUGGAUCUAAUGACCCAGAAGUGUUGAAAGAGCAAGUCCUCAUAAUGCUUUUUGACAAACUUUGGUCAUCCAUGACAGGGAUCAUUGAGCCUCUUCUUCACCAGUAUGCCAAAUAUGUGAUAGAACAGUCCGUGCAGUACUCAUCUCUCUCCAGGGAGUCAAGUACAAGAGGAUCUAGAAUAGGGAAUCAAGUGUUCAAUAGGAAAGUGAGUGAGGACUUAGAUAGGACAAAGCCAAAGCUUCCAGUGCCAUCAAAUGCCUUACAAAGACCCAAUAGUGGAGCAUUUGCGAGGAACCACAGUGCAAAUAGGCCUAUGAGUGGCAUUCGCAGGCCCCUCAGUGCUGCCAAUAGACUGCAUAGUGCUGUUUCAGUGCCAGACAUCCAUCAGGAGAAGUUAGAAGACUUGUUGCAGGUCUCUCCCAAGCUCCUACAGAGCCAUGAAGAUAAAGUGAGGAGCCGCACUUCUUCCGCCUCAACCACCAGGGGAUCCUCGGCACAGUCUUUCAAGUCACAAAUCUCCCUCCCCUCCUUACCAACCCCAAGGACACCCGUUCACAGGCCAGUGUCAUCUAAAACUGCCAACCACCUCCUCACCCCCAUGAAGGUGGAGGCUCUAACCACUGUAGCAGACCAGCGGCCAGCAUCUACCUCAUCAUAUUCCCGUGCCAGAUUUCAAGAAAAAUAUCAACACUUCAGCCGGCACGGAACAAUCCAGGAAUCUCGAGGGGAUGGCCAAGACUCAGAGACGGAGGAGGAGCCCAGCUCAGUGUGGUCAAGACACAUUUCCUUCCUUCCACCAAUUUCUGACAGCAGUGAGGCUGCUUCUUGCAAGCAGCAGCCACAGUCCCCGGUCAUGACACAGGGAAACCCACCGCUAUCCACUCUUAAUGUUAGAGGCAAAUCGCUGUUGGCAGCACGUCGCCCUCACACACACUCCAGGGCUAGAAAGCAUAUGUUGGCACCAGGGAUGCAGCCAGUUGUUCCCUUCCUCACUUGGGUAAUGGAACAUGUUGACAGGGGUGCUCAUUCAGGAAUGAAAAUUCGAAACCUAGUAGCCAAGAAUGCCUUUGUCAGUGGGGAGAGUAAAAAUAAUUGUUGGAUGAGGAGUAAGCAGUUUAAAAGGUCAGAAGAUUGUGCCUCCAUUGUGCACUUGACUUUACAACAUGGAGACACUGCUUGCAUGGCACUUUUUCUCUUUACAUUUUUCUGUUUGCAUGUUUAUUGCAUUGAUAGAUGUUCUCUGAUAGCAGAAAUAAGUGAUUUGUUUCAUGACAAAGUGAUUAACUGCUGUUCUUUUGUCCUCCCUACUACAUAAUGAUAGCCAUUACAUUAUGCCAAAAAUGAAGGGACUGUGCCUGUAGUGAAGCAUUACACUACAAACUUCACAAUUGCAUUUAUAUGUAUGCAGCCCAUCCUUGUACUUCGUAAGAAAGUGAUGACAUAAUGCCUCAGAAAGUACAAACCAUUGAAAAGCAUGUAUUCAGCAUGCACAUUUUCCCCCAUUGUUUCUAGCACUCCCCUUCAUUUUACAGUUGUAUUUUCACACACAUUAUGGGCAUAUUUCCUGCCAGAAAGAUAGGUGAGAUAAGUAAAUACCAACAGAAAUAAAACAAAUUAAAAAGUGUAUGUCAUAGGUUUUGCAAAAAGCACUACAUUUAGCAUUGGCAGUAGUGAAAAAUGUAAUGGUGAGGGACUGGAAGAAUUUCAAAGCUGAAUUUACAUAGAUGGCAGAACUGUAAAUUAUAUCUCUGUGUGGAUCCCAUGAAAGGACACAUUGCUUCUCGUAUGCUCAUCACCAAAAUUGUGAGGCAAAGUAGUAUCCUAAUAUUUCAUUGAGGUCAUUCAAAUGUGAGUUCUUAUAAAAAUACAACAGGGAAGAAAGUGUUGCUCACCUUGUUUUAUUGAUUGUCAUAUGAAGCCACAAUGGGGGAAACCUGACAACAUUAUCUUUUCUUUACUGUCCUUUCAUCAAGCUGAUGAAAAUACUAAAAUUUGAAGUUUUUUUUAUUAUGGCUUCAUUUUACAAGAUAUAAAACAAGGUGAACAGUUCUUUCUUCUCUGGUAUAUUUUCAUCAGAUCUUAUUUGGAUUAUUUGCAUUAAAUAUUAUGAUACCCUACCUCUAAGCUUUGUAGACAAGCAGAGGAGAGGUGUGGUGCCCUUUCAUGUGUUCCAGCCAGAGUAACAGGCAGUCACAGUGCUGCCCUCUACCUAUGUGCAGUUUUAAAAAAAAUCUUCGUUGUUAGUAUAGCCUACAUAUUGAGGUUUGCUGUUGUGAGCCAUAAAAUCAGUUUCAUAUGAUUGGGUUGAAGUUAGUUGACCAUGUUUGUGAAGAGGGUUCCAACAACAGCCAUUAGGUGUCUCAUCUGCCCAUGCACCGGAGAAGCUGAUCUUGGCAUGCAAACAUGGCUGUACACUGUGCCAAGCAUGGCAGACACACACAGACAUACACCUGUGAGUUAGGCCUAUUAUCACCCUUAAGUCACACCUCUGCCUCACGAACGUAGUGCCCAUCAUCUCCUAGUAAUGCCCGUUUUCUCAAAAAUCAAGUAAAGUUUGUAGUAAUCAAGUAUUUUUAAAUGCCUUUACUGUAAAAAGAAACUAAUAUAUAAAUAUAUCAUUAUUAUGUCUCAAGAAAAAUCUGUAAUUGUUCUUUGAUUUUUUUAAUAAUUAUUUCAUUAAUAUAGUAAUCAUAGAUUCUUUUCACACA